This is a messenger RNA of Pungitius pungitius (ninespine stickleback), 5505 nucleotides long. RefSeq names its product gamma-aminobutyric acid receptor subunit beta-3-like. The record is from RefSeq and is a predicted model, not a curated record. The transcript has 10 exons. Bases 630 to 2147 code for a protein of 505 amino acids. Gene Ontology annotation, biological process: nervous system process; chloride transmembrane transport; chemical synaptic transmission. Gene Ontology annotation, cellular component: synapse; neuron projection; GABA-A receptor complex. NCBI's taxonomy places the organism in Eukaryota, Metazoa, Chordata, Actinopteri, Perciformes, Gasterosteidae. Gene Ontology annotation, molecular function: GABA-A receptor activity; neurotransmitter receptor activity; extracellular ligand-gated monoatomic ion channel activity.
AUUUAAACACCCACAUCCUGCCCAUACACGCACAAGGAGUGCAAUCUAAUCUAAUAAAAUGAUCAUUUUAGGAAAAGGGCCCUGAUUGGGAAGGAGAGGAAAUAGGACAGACCGUGCAUACACUGCAGCCACUGGCGGGUGCUGUUUUUUUUAUAGUGUAAUUGCUGGUCUUCUGCUCUCAUUUGAACAAGCCGAGUGCCUUCAUCUCCGCCGCCACCAGCAGCAGCAGCAGCAGCCUCAUCGAUAUGCGCUCCAGCUCCCGCGUGUAGGAGCGUCUCCAUCCCGCGCGCUCACAGACGGCGGAGAGAGAAGCGGAGCGAGCCUUUCAUUGCGGCGGAGGCGAUAUGUCUGCCCAUAUUUCAUAUGUGACUCCAUCGGCGGCGGGCUGCUGACUUUUAGCCCCCCCUUAAACACCGCCCCCCCCCUUGUUUCUCUUUCCUCAGUCGACUUUCUCCUCUCGGUGCAAUCGAUGGAUUUACUCUGAUUUUGGAGCGCGCCCGGGAGCCGUCUCUGCUGUUGCUGCUUGUAAACAACGGGAACGAAAGAGAGGGGGAGAGAGACAGGGAGGGAAAAGGAGGUGAGGGGCGGGGGGAGAACAAAACCCCAAAACAAUCAAACAGGAAGGGGUGAUGUUUGCUCUGCACAGGGUCCGUCAAUUCCGCGUCUUGUCCGCGCUGGUUGUCGGCUCGAUUGUGUGCUGCGCGAAGAGCGUCAACGAACCGGGCAACAUGUCUUUCGUGAAGGAGACGGUGGACAAACUCCUAAAGGGGUACGACAUCCGGCUGAGGCCGGACUUUGGAGGGGCCCCGGUUGCUGUCGGGAUGAGCAUAGACGUGGCCAGCAUAGACAUGGUGUCAGAAGUCAACAUGGACUACACGUUGACCAUGUAUUUCCAGCAGUACUGGAGGGACAAGCGUCUCGCCUACUUAGGGAUCCCCCUCAACUUGACCCUGGAUAACAGGGUGGCCGACCAGCUCUGGGUCCCCGACACCUACUUCCUCAACGACAAGAAGUCUUUUGUCCACGGAGUCACCGUCAAGAACCGAAUGAUCCGCCUGCAUCCAGACGGAACCGUCCUCUACGGCCUCAGGAUAACUACAACGGCAGCAUGUAUGAUGGAUCUCAGGAGGUACCCGUUGGACGAACAGAACUGCACUCUGGAGAUAGAAAGCUAUGGCUACACCACGGACGACAUCGAGUUCUACUGGAAAGGAGGCGAGACGGCGGUAACCGGGGUGACGCGAAUCGAACUGCCUCAGUUCUCCAUCGUCGAUUACAAGUUGGUCUCCAGGAACGUAGUCUUUUCCACAGGUGCCUACCCUCGACUGUCUCUGAGCUUCAAGCUAAAGAGGAACAUUGGCUACUUCAUCCUGCAGACGUACAUGCCAUCGAUCCUGAUUACCAUCCUCUCCUGGGUCUCCUUCUGGAUAAACUAUGACGCGUCAGCAGCCAGAGUGGCUCUAGGGAUCACCACGGUGCUGACGAUGACCACGAUCAACACCCACCUGAGGGAGACGCUGCCCAAGAUCCCGUACGUCAAGGCCAUCGACAUGUACCUGAUGGGCUGCUUCGUCAUGGUCUUCCUGGCCCUGCUGGAGUACGCCUUCGUCAACUACAUCUUCUUCGGGAGGGGUCCUCAGAUGCAAAAGAAGCUCGCCGAGAGGGCGGAGAAGGCCAACAACGAGCGGGCGGCCAAAUACGACGCGGCGAGGGAGGCAGGUAGUAGGACCGCGUCCCUAAAGCGGUCCAAUCAGGUUAGAGGGCUUCGCCACUCACGCUCGGCGGAGCCGCACGGGAACAUCCUUCUGACCACCCUGGAGAUCCACAACGAGGUGGGGGCGGGCGAGAUCACCACUAGCCUGGCGGACAUCAGGAACUCUCAGUCCAUGGUGCAGCUGGACAGCACGGCCUCGUCGCACAUCCAGUACCGCAAGCAGAGCGGCGGGAUCGGCCCGCGCUCCACCAGCCGCCACUCCCUGGACCGCGCCGCCCAGAUGAAGCGCAGCCGCCUGCGGAGGCGGUCCUCGCAGCUCAAAAUCAAAAUCCCCGACCUGACGGAUGUGAACGCCAUCGACCGCUGGUCACGGAUCAUCUUCCCUUCCGUGUUCUCACUGUUCAACCUCAUCUACUGGCUCUACUAUGUCUGAUUGGACUGUUUUUGUUGAGAUGUUCGUGGUGGUUCGUUUGGUUGGAUUUUUGUUUUGUUUCUUUUUUUCUUCCUUUUCGUUUUGUUGCUUUUAUAUGUUGAUUCUGUCAAGUUAAAGACUGCAACACUUUGAGACGGAAAAACAGACGGAGAAAAGGUUUAAGUGAGUUUUGGACCAAGUUCUUGUCAAAAUUGUUUUUAUAUUUGCAGUCUUUGAAACCUUAUUUAAGUACGUACUGUAAUUGGGACUUGUGACAGUCACUUCCCAACAUUUUCCCUCUCUCCACCACGUGUAAAUAGAGAGACACGAAAGCCAGCAAUUGAAUACACAAGUAUUUGCAACAAAAGAAAACCUACACAAAUAACACUUAACGCAGUGAUUUUUGUAAUCAAAAAAAGAACCAAGGAACCUUUAUACAACACAGGUGGUCAGAUGAAUGCAGGCAGAGCCCAUUAAACAAACUAAUGUAUGUUUGACUGGUAUCCUAUGCACUAUUAAUGCAUGCAAUGAUCAACCAUAAUGGAAAAAUGAUAAUGACUCCUCUUCUGCCUUGGAUUCUGUCACAACAAUACGGAACCCGGUUGAUUUGUAUUGUUUUAUAGCAUUUAAAUUAUCCAAAAAGGUGGCUGUUAACCAUGUCAGACAUUGAUCUGGUAAACUUGUACCCAAACACAAUAAUUUAAAGUUGAGGACUUUCUCCUCCGUUCAGUAUAACUGUGACUCAGGUUUGAAUCUUUUGCUAUUUGACAUCUUGUUCUUGACAAAGAAAAGGGUCACUGAAAUAUUCCUUUUUGGUAAUUUGAGAAGGAACAAAAAAAAGCACAAACGCAAAUGAAACUGCCAUUUUCCUUCAGCAACAAGCGCUUGAAUCAAUAGCAUGACAGAAUUGCACUCAAAUUGAUCAAACUUCCACAGUAAAACGGUCUUAUUUCAUUUAAAACAACUGCCAAGGGCCUUUUUGGGCGACAUACUUACUAAACCCAUGAAAUAUUUUUGUACUCUGUGUGUCUUCAGGUAUUCAGUUGAUGUUCCUAACCCAUGUUUUUGUUUUUGCUCAACACAAUCUCUGGUGAUUGUGGUCUCUUCAUAGGUGUGUACACAUAUAUACACACACACACACCUUUGUAUAUAUAAUUGGUGUACAACCCAAAAUGAAAAUGAUUCGAGCAUUUUGUGAUUUUCUUACAAAUUGUCAAACUAUUUAGUGCAAAAACAACUGCUCGUGUUGGAAUCCACUCCAGACGGCGCGCGUUUCACUCAUUCCUCAGACGGAUAGCGGGAAGCCGCCCCGUCGACCCAAUAAGCACACACUAGCGCUGAAUGUACCCGAUCCGUUCUUCAGGGAGAGGAUAAUGAGCCAUGGUCAUCAUUUCUCCAUCAGAAUGUAACACGCCCAUUGUGACGAGCUACCGGAGGUAAAGAGAGAGAGAGAGAGAGAGAGAGGCCGGCGACGGCGCUUUAAGAGCAUGUGCAUGUGUGAGAGAGAGAUGGGGAGUGGGUAAGGGGAGCUGGAGAAAGGACGGGCGUGGACAGACCAUUUAUUUUGUGCUGCUUGCAGGACGGUGGACGAAUGUCCACGUAUAAGUGUUUUGGAGGAUUAAUAUAGCUCUCCUUGUCCCUGCUGUUGGUAGACCGAGCCGUUCCAACCGAGAUCGCAGAGCACCUGGUGGGCGACGAUGUCCACAUGUCAUGGACACAUGACGUACAUACACUGUGCAUGUGCAAAAAUACAUGUGGGAGGAAAAAAAAGAAAAAAUGCUACUUGUUGGGGAUCAAUUUAACAAAGAAAAGAAGUUCUAUGUGUACAGAGUGAUUGAUAUAAACUGAAUGUAUUGUAUUUGGAUUGUUGCCGCACAAAUGCAAUUUUUCUUUUUUCUGGACUCAAGGUUGACCUCAAUUAGGGCUCCAGUUGAAUCCCCAUUCGAGUGAGCCCGAGUUUCGUGUCCUGUUUUCUACUGUGUAGACGGGGCGUAGUGCCCAUUACGACCCGGGUCCAAAGCUUACAGAACUUACAGAAGACAUAAUAUUGUAUAUGAUAAGCCAAAACAUCUUGUGAAAGGUGUGUUCAGAAGAAAAUUCCUUGUCACCAUGCGUCGCUCGUGUUAAUGUGUGUGUGUGUGUAUGUUCCCGUCCACCAAGCAGCCUCUGUUCCCACCGUACGCUAGCGCAUGUUAGCUAGCGCAUGUUAGCUAGCCCAACGGACGUACUGGUUCUGCCGUUUACUCCUACGGGAUCCCCCGCACAUUUGUUCCCCCCCCCGGAAGGCAUUUUCAACUGGUACAGUUUUCGUGUCAGGUCGCGUCACUCCGUGCAUGUUGUAUGAAACUGGGGGGCGCUCUCCGAUGCGCCCGGACACGCGCUAAAAGAGGACGUGAGGCGUCGUUUUCGCGGUCCCGCGCAUCCAAGGUCGUCCAGGCUUUGAACCGUUGGUGUGGAGUAACUCUCAGAAAGCAGUUUGAGAAGCUUGGGUGUUGUGUAAAUAAGAUAUAACAAUGGUGAUUUUGGGGGAUCUGAAGCUGAGGAGAAAAUAACUUUUUUUACUUCCUGCACAACUGCUUCACUCGCAGAUUUAAACGAGUACUUUCGGGUGUUUUUGCAGCUUUGAGCCAUUGUUUGAGUCACUGAACUAUGAAGGCAGUUGUAAAGCAAAUGAGAGGGAAACCUGAUACUUCUUUAUAAUGCAUGCGACUACAAUUCUUAAGUUGGGUAGAUAAAAAAAGAUAUAUAUAUAUUUUGCGAAAACUCACUCGCGGGAGCUGAUGACAUCACAUGAUAUGCCAUGUGAGCCUAACAUAAAAAGAAAAAAAAUAUUUAAAAAAAAAGUCAUCAAAGGCUUCAGGUGUUGUAUGGCCUUGGUCCCAUAAUGGAAUGUGAAAUGUUCUGUGCUGCCACAAAAUGUAUUUAGGCUUAGAUUUAUACCGUAUAUCUGUAUGUUUCUCUUCCUUUUUCAAUAGAUUAUCAUGUUAAACCAUCGAAUAAAUUAUAUACAUUACCUGUGUAUUUGGUAUUGCGAUCAUGCAUGACACUCUGUAAAGAAUCUGCAUAUAUGUACAUGUGGAGCGAGCUAAUGCAACAAACAGCCAUUUACGACACACAAUACCAUUUUGAUAACAUGUCACCUGUACAUAUCCUAACACUUGUAUGGCCGUGUCUCCUCUUCGACUAUCCAGGUGCCCUUGAGCAAGGCACUUAAUUCCUUCCUGUUCCAGUGCAACUAAACAGUGACAGCUGAAGACUUUCAUUGCAACUCCCAGUUGGACAACUUUUGUGUAUGAACUUUAUGAAUGUGUGCCAGAGUAUUGGUAAAUAAUAGUACAGUAGCUCCCAUAAAUAAAAAUAAAAACAACAACAACAACAA